This is a messenger RNA of Porites evermanni, 6576 nucleotides long. The record is from the annotation of a GenBank genome assembly. NCBI's taxonomy places the organism in Eukaryota, Metazoa, Cnidaria, Anthozoa, Scleractinia, Poritidae.
AUGGCGGACAGUCUGAGCUCUCGCAGUUCCUCCCUUAUCACCGUGGAAGUAACCUCACUCGUAAUUUUGAACGUUCUGUCAUUAGCAGGAAAUAUCUUGGUUUGUAUGUCCGUUUACAAGAACGUACGAUUACGCACAACAACCAAUCUGUAUAUCAUCGCCUUGGCUGCAAGUGAUCUGCUCUCUGCGGUCUUUGUAAUGCCUAUUGGUAUUGGCGUGCUUAUUACUGGCGAAUGGAUCUUCGGCGAAGCAAUCUGUCAACUUCACGCCUUCUUCAGUCUGUUUGUCAUCUACAUUUCUCCGGUGACUAUGGGUUUAACAGCAGUUAACAGAUACGUCAGGAUAUGCAGGUCAACCCAGCAAUACGACAGAUUUUUUUCAGCGAGAAAGUCACGUUUGUUGUUGGCUAUGGUUUGGUUUUCUGUUGCUUGCUACACAGUAGUCCCUCGCCUGGCUGGUCUUCAAGCGUACGAAUUUGUACCAGGGUACGCUCAGUGCUCCAUUGCUCAUCUCAGCGAGAUAGGAAAAACGAUCCAUUACAGCAUUGUCCUCAUUUUUUUUUUUUUAACCCCGCUCAUAGCUACUCUUUUGAGCUACAAAAGGGUCGCGGAAGUGAUCCGUCAACACAACAUCAACGCAUCAUCGUCCAUUAGCUCACAUGAGAUUAAGAUCAGCAAAACUCUCUUUGCAGUGGUGUUUGCAUUCAUGAUAUGCUGGAUCCCUUUUUGGAUUAUCGUUGUCUUACGGCGCUUCAAGCUCGUUGCGACGAUGCCACGAAGUGUUGAACUUUUCUGCAUGUUUCUCCUCUACCUGUCCAACACAAUAAAUCCCUUUAUUUACGCCGGGAUGAAUCCUGUAUUCAAAAAAGAAUUUCGAAAUCUCCUCUGCUGCGGGCGAAAUCGCCGUGAAUUUGCCAUUUCAUUUUCCAGUAGAAAAGAGAUGUCAACUGAUGAGGUUUAGAUCCUAUCUCUGUACAUGCGAAAUCUUUUUGCAAACGGAAUCUUGAGACAUGUGACGCUUUUCCGAAGCAGGAAAAUGGAGGGAUGAAAUCUAUUUCUCCUCAUCGUCUCUGCUUACGUUUAUCUUUCAUUUAAAAGUUUUUUAAUAUUUUUUUUGUUAUUUGCAAUCUUGGUUUACAGUUUAUGACGAAAAGUUUUGGAAUGCUUUUCUUUGACUUAUCCCGUUUUUGACGUCAUCAAGGCAAUGUGACGUUUUAUUUUGUUCAAACUAGAAAAAUCCAUGGUAGAGAAUAAUCAUCCAUAUUGGGGAGGUGGUGUCCUUUUAAAAGUUUUUUUUAAGGUGUUCGUCAACGGAGACGUUUCUCUGGCAACGGAUUUUUGCAGUCAUGCUUUGAAAAAUUUGCACUUUUUACUCAAAUAGCUGCGGGCGAAAUCGUGAAUUUGCCGUUUCAUUUUCCUGUAGAAAAGAGAUGUCAACUGAUCAGGUUAAGAUCCUUUCUAUGUACAUGCGAAAUCUUUUUGUAGACAGCUUCUUGCAUGAGACAUGUGACGCUUUUCCGAAGCAGAAAAAUGAAGGGAUGAAAUCUUUUUUUCUCCUCGUCGUCUCUGGUAACGUUAUUCUUCCAUUUAAUUGUUUUUUAAUUUCUUUUUUGUUAUUUGCAAUCUUAGUUUACAGUUUAUGACGAAAAGUUUUGGAAUGCUUUUCUUUGACUUAUCCCCUUUUUGACGUCAUCAAGGCAAUGUGGCGUUUUACUUUGUUCAAGCUAGAAAAAUCCACGGUAGAGAGUAAUCACCCAUAUUGGGGAGGUGGUGUCCUUAAGAAGUUUUUUUAAGGUGUUCGUCAACGGAGACGUUUCUCUGGCAACCGAUUUUUGCAGUCAUGCUUUGAAAAAUUUGAAUUUUUUACUUAAAUACGUCGUAUUUCAAGGUUUCCUUAUUAAUCUAUUAGCUUACAUACUUUUAAUUUACUAAAUUUAUUAUAACCGUAACUUAAUUUUGACGUUACAGGAUUGAUUUAAAAAAGGAAAAACUGCGCAUGUUAGAUUUAGGUUGAGUUGACAUGUCAACUGGGUUGUGUUAUUUUGCUUUUGUGACAAAUGCGUUAAUGUGUAUAUGAAAUAAAUCAUAUGUGAGAACUGCGGGAAAGUUGCUUUUGUUGUUGUCUAUCGUUUGGUUUUCUGUUGCUUGCUACGCAGUAGUCCCUCGCCUGGCUGGUCUUCAAGCGUACGAAUUUGUACCAGGGUACGCUUAGUGCUCCAUUGGUCAUCUCAGCAAUAUAGGAAAAACGGUCAAUUACAGCAUUGUUCUUAUUUUCUUUUUAACCCCGCUCAUAGCUACUCUUUUUAGCUACACAUGUACAAGGGUUGCGAAAGUGAUCCGACAUCAAAACAUCAAUGCGUUAUCGUCUCUCAGUUUACAUGAGAUCAAUCUCAGUAAGUCUCUUUUCGCAAAUGUUUUUGCGUUCAUUAUUUGCUGGAUCCCAUUUGGGGUUAUUGCUGUUUUACGGCGCUUUCGUCUCGUUGCGAUGAUGCCACGAAGCGUUGAACUACUUUGCAUGUUUUUCUUCUAUCUAUCAAACACAAUAAACCCGUUUAUAUACGUUGGGAUGAAUCCUGUAUUCAGGAGAGAGUUCCAAAAUAUCCUCUUAUGCAAAUCGGUGUAAUGUUGUCAUUUCAACUUCUGGCAGAAAAGAAACAACAACGAACUGAUGACUGAGGUUUUAGAUGCCUCCUCAGCAUGUCAUGUUUCGAUUCUACUUUUCCUAAAUUUUCUCCUCAUUUGUCCUUUUCUCAAAAACUAAACUUAGCGUUAGCUAUUUUGACGUCAAAGUAGUUUGAGAUAUCAAUAUUCCAGGCAAUGUAUGAAAUGAAUUUUUUUAUACGAUAUGAAUCUUUGCAUGUAUGAUCAUCGAGGCGAUUCACUUAUUUGAUAACACCUUCACAGGUAUAUUCAACGAAUGCUUUUCCCUGAUAAAGGUUAAGGUGUCUUCGAGGGACCUCCCCCCCCCCAAAUUAUAUGUUGCCACUGGUUAAACACCUGUGUACCAUCAGAGAUAGUAACGCCAAGAAAUGCUGACCUACAAGCAAGGAUAAAUGACCUAAUCCGCAACAACCAAGUGGAGGUAGUAUGCAAUGGAAACAGAAAAGAUGGAACUGGGACCAAGGGUUGGUGGAAUACUGUAAACAAAAUCAUUGGCAGAGAGUCUAAGGCACUCAAACAUAAGCCCUGUAAUAAACCCUGAGGACAUAAACCUUUUCUCUCAAAUGAAAUAAUACAAUAAGAUUGAGUGGCUGAAACUUUUGGGAAAUGCUUUCCAUGCAGAUCCUCGUAAUUGGACUUCUUUACUUUCUAGAGCUGCUGGUCGACUGUAUAUUCUUAAAGUGUGAAAGUAUUAUGGGUACACUAAAGAUCAGCUUAGUAAACUUUACGACUCUUUGACAAUGUCAUUAUUUCUGUAUGGAUUAAAAGUGUGGGGAUCUGCCUAUCAAAGCGAACAUUUAGAUCGGAUUAACGGCUUAUUUCGACGAGGCUAUCGUUUUGGCUAUACAAACAACUUGAGAUCAUUUUGAUAUCUGAUGUAAUUAAGAAUACGAAGGGACAGUGAUCUUUUCAACAGAAUCACAAGUGACACUGGUCAUAUGUAUAGCAUGGGGUUAAUCUUUUUUUAAUUUUCUAUGGCAUUGAUAGGUAUUUAAGCUUAGCUUAGCUAGUCAUUGAUUGCAAAGCCACACGUUUGUUGUGUCUGCAUGGUUUCUUAAUAAAGACUUCUUUUAAAGACUUCUGUAUGUUUGGAAUGUCACCAAAAAGGUUAUAUAACCAACGUUUUAUACUACUUUGUUUAAAUCAAGCUAGCGUAAUGUAGUCGAUUAUGUCAUAUAAAAUUCACGGAGAAGAAAAAUUAAGUUAUUCCAUUAAAUACCACGAAUGAGGUUUUUUUAAAAAACAUCUCUUUGGAGGAUUCCUCCAAGCCUUGAUUUAUUGGCAUAAUGCCGUUAUCUCGAACGACGUAAAUCUGUGCGACACUUUUUGGUACUGGUGGUAUUUGUUAAUUUUGUCUUAGAACUGGUAAUGCAUAUUGAGGUAAUUUUCCUUGAGUGCUUGAUUCGUCUUGAAAUAUACAUUUUUUGGAGACUUUUAAUAUUUUAUUACAAGACCAACUGGCAUUGGUUCUCCCGUACCCAGUGACAUUGCUUCCGAGGUGCAGCCCUUGAAGCGUGUUAGCCGCUUCAUGAAGUGUGAUUGUUUUUUGUCGGCCGACCACGUAAAACAAUUGGUUUUGAUCCAAUUGACCUACUUGUGUAAUAGAUCUUUGCCCUACUUAGUAAAGUCAGUAAACAUUAACUAAAAGUGGCUUUACAGCAAUCAUAUUUUGCACCCGCUGCCUUCAUCAGGUGAAGAGAUGUGAGCUUAAUGUUCCUAGAUACUCUCCCGUAUUUUACUGCAGAGCACAGUUGCAUAAAACUAUUAACGUGUAAGAUUUAAACUGAGGGAGUAUAAACUGCAACCGUCCCCAAUAAUUUUUCUGACAACAGCCGAGCUAAAGUUCAAAGGAAUUAAAAGGAAAGCAACAAAAGCGCUUUUAUUGUUACCUAAUUAUGUUUAAUAACUCGCAUGGAGCGUUUUCACGCCGUGACCAGCAUCUAUGCAAAUUUACCGGAACAAAAGAAAGCCGGUUUGCUUAAAAAAGAAGACUAUUUUGGAACUCCAACGUGUCCGCCGUUUUAUUGUCUUGGAAGACCAAUAUGGCCGCCGUGACGUCAUGUGAAAAUGCUCUUUUCUUUCAUCAAAGUCUUGUUUCUGCGAUCAGUUAACCACGCAGAAAAUUAGUGGUUUUUUAAAUCUUGGCCAAGCUCUUCUUAAAUGAUAACGAAUUACGAGAGUUCCGAUAACUGACGACUCGUGUAUUGUUUAAUUUAAAAAAUGUUAUCAUUUGUCCGUACGGAAAAAAAAGUUCAUAGUAUUUGUUAAUAAGUUGCCUCUGGAUCUGUUUUUAUAUUAUAUUGGUGCACAUCUUUAUUUAAAACAUGCAGCUUAUAUCACUUGCUCUAGAAAACACCUCUCUACAAUUCGAGUAGCUCUCUUAGAUUUCAUUCCUUUUAACUCUGCAGUAUUUUAGAGACUGGCCUAUCAAAACUGCGUGCCGAUAGACGUUGCAGCAGCCAUCGCGUUGAGCAUUGUAUUUCAGCCGUAAACGUUCGCUUAAGACACGUUUUUAUUUGAUUUAAGACAUGCAGCGUACCAGUAAAUGAUCAGGGGAAGACAGGCAAUCGAAAACCUAGCGGUGGUUAAUUAUAGCUAGAGUAUUUUUAACAUAUCAAUAGACCUCUAAAGACUGAAAAACUAUUUUAAGUACUAAAAAAUAAAUAUAGGAUGUUAUUGAUUUUAGUCUACCUCGCAACCAGUUGGGCCGAAGUCACGUAACACUCUCAAACCCCACUAGUGCAGGUGCUUUGAUCUUAAAAGAUACAACGUAUAAAGUACGGUGUCGGGGUGUUACUUUGGCUCCCAUUUUCCGGUUGGAAACUCGUCAAAGAAAGCCGAAAAUGAAAGCCUUUGUGUAGCAAUGGACAGCUAUUUGCAUAAACCUGGGAUUACCGCCCUGAUAACGAUUAGUACGGAUUGACCAAUGAUGACCUCAGUCAAAACUGGCUUUGCUGAAUAAUACAAGUCCAGUGUAUAUUGAACAUUUACUACAUUUAUCCUUGCAGACAUCUUUGUUAUUAUAAUGGCGGACAGUCUGAGCUCUCGCAGUUCCUUCCUUAUCACCGUGGAAGUAACCUCACUUGUAAUUUUAAACGUUCUGUCCUUAACAGGAAAUAUCUUGGUUUGUAUGUCCGUUUACAAGAACGUACGAUUACGCACAACAACCAAUCUGUAUAUCAUCGCUUUGGCGGUUACUGAUCUGCUCUCCGGGGUCUUUGUAAUGCCUAUUGGUAUUGGCGUGCUUAUUACUGGCGAAUGGAUCUUCGGCGAAGCAAUCUGCCAACUUUACGCCUUCUUCAGUCUGUUUGUCAUUUUCACUUCUCCGGUGACUAUGGGUUUAACAGCAGUUAACAGAUACGUCAGGAUAUGCAGGUCAACCCAGCAAUACGACAGACUUUUUUCAGCGAGAAAGUCACUUUUGUUGUUGGCUAUCGUUUGGUUUUCUGUUGCUUGCUACGCAGCAGUCCCUCGCCUGGCUGGUCUUCAAGCGUACGAAUUUGUACCAGGCUACGCCCAGUGCACCGUUGCUCAUCUCAACGAGAUAGGAAAAACGAUCCAUUACUGUAUUGUUCUUAUUUUCUUUUUUUUAACCCCGCUCAUAGCUACUCUUUUUAGCUAUAUAAGGGUCGCGAAAGUGAUCCGUCAACACAACAUCAACGCAUCAUCGUCCAUUAGCUCAAAUGAGAUUAAGAUCAGCAAAUCUCUUUUCGCAGUGGUGUUUGCAUUCAUGAUAUGCUGGAUCCCUUUUUGGAUUAUCGUUGUCUUACGGCGCUUCAAGCUCGUUGCGACGAUGCCGCGAAGUGUUGAACUUCUCUGCUUGUUUUUCUUCUACCUAUCCAACGCAAUAAAUCCGUUUAUUUACGCCGGGAUGAAUCCUGUAUUCAGAAAAGAAUUUCGAAAUCUCCUCUGCUGC